UCAGUAGUUAAAUAGAGAGGGGGAGUGAACUGGAGAGCGCAGUCCAUCUGGAUUUAAUGUAGAAGCGGUAGAAACAUCACUUCGAUCGGGAAAUUACAAACGUUGUCUUUCAUUUUUCAGCGGAGCCGUGUGCGGGAGCGAGGACGAAACUUGAACCAUGUGCGGGAUCUUUGCCUACCUGAAUUACCAAGUGCCUCGCACCAGAAAGGAGAUAUUUGAGACGCUGGUGAAGGGACUGCAGAGACUGGAGUACAGAGGGUACGAUUCAGCAGGUAUUGCUGUGGAUGGCCCUAGCAAGACAACAAGUGACCGAAACAAUAACAGCAUCUGUUUAAUCAAGAAGACAGGGAAGGUCAAGGCUCUGGACGAGGAGCUUUACAAGAAGGACUCGCUGAACCUUGAUGAAGAGCUGUGCACACACUUUGGCAUCGCUCACACCCGAUGGGCCACCCACGGAGAGCCGAGCGCUCUCAACAGCCAUCCUCAUCGCUCUGAUAAGGAUAAUGAGUUUGUCGUCAUCCAUAACGGCAUCAUUACCAACUACAAAGAGCUGAAGAAGUACCUGAUCAACAAAGGUUACGAGUUUGAGUCAGAGACAGACACAGAGGUGAUCCCGAAGCUGAUCAAAUAUGUUUAUGACAACAGAGAGAAUGACAGCAUCACUUUCUCCAAGCUAGUAGAGAGGGUGAUUAAACAGCUGGAGGGGGCCUUUGCUCUCGUGUUUAAAAGCCGUCAUUUCCCCGGAGAGGCCGUGGCAACCAGGAGAGGAAGUCCUAUGGUCAUCGGUGUGCGAAGUGAGCAUGAGCUGCUGACCGAGCACAUCCCCGUGCAGUACAACAGUGCUCAACACAAGGAGGAAGUCCAUGAGAAGAACAGUCGCAACCGAGCUGACAGCUCCAGCGCCAUCAACUCUGUGGGGGAUGGCAGGGCUGUGGAGUUCUAUUUUGCUUCUGACGCCAGUGCCAUCAUUGAGCACACCAACAAGGUGUUGUACAUGGAGGAUGAUGACAUAGCAGUAGUGACCGGAGGGAAACUCUCCAUCCACAGAAUGAACCGGCAGGCCGGUGAAGACCCAGUCAGAGCUAUCAUGACCCUGCAGAUGGAGCUGAAGCAGAUCAUGAAAGGAAACUUUGAUGCCUUCAUGCAGAAGGAGAUCUUUGAGCAGCCGGAGUCAGUAGUCAACACGAUGAGGGGCCGCAUUUGUUUUGACACCAAAAAAGUUGUUCUCGGAGGGUUGAAGGACCACCUGAAAGAAAUAAAGCGUUGCAGACGGCUAAUCAUGAUCGGCUGUGGCACGAGUUUCCACGCUGCGGUGGCUACCAGACAGAUCCUCGAGGAGCUGACGGAAUUGCCUGUCAUGGUGGAGCUGGCCAGCGACUUCCUGGACCGUAUCACACCUGUUUUCAGAGAUGAUGUUUGCUUCUUUAUCAGCCAGUCAGGAGAGACAGCAGACACUUUGAUGGCACUGCGCUACUGCAAAGAACGGGGAGCUCUGACAGUUGGUGUAACGAACACUGUUGGCAGCUCUAUCUGCAGAGAAACCGACUGUGGAGUCCACAUAAAUGCUGGGCCCGAGAUAGGAGUGGCUAGCACAAAGGCUUACACCAGUCAGUUUGUCUCACUCAUUAUGUUUGGCUUGAUGAUGAGUGAGGACAGACUCUCCCUACAGAAGAGAAGAGAGGAGAUCAUCAACAGCCUCAAGAUGCUACCUGAACUGAUAAAGAAGGUGUUGUCCCUGGAUGAGAAGAUCAAGGCCAUUGCCAAUGAACUGUAUCAGCAAAGGUCUCUUUUGGUUAUGGGUCGAGGUUUCAACUAUGCCACCUGCCUUGAGGGGGCACUGAAAAUUAAGGAGAUCACUUACAUGCACUCGGAGGGCAUCCUAGCUGGGGAGCUGAAGCACGGUCCUCUUGCACUCGUUGACAAACACAUGCCAGUCAUCAUGAUCAUCAUGAGGGACGCUUGCUACACAAAAUGCCAGAAUGCUCUGCAGCAAGUCACCGCCAGAUCGGGUCGGCCCAUCAUCAUCUGUUGCCAGGAUGACACUGAGUUGACUAAGAAUGCCUACCAGACCAUCGAACUGCCGCAAACUGUGGACUGCCUGCAGGGUAUCCUCAGCGUCAUCCCUUUGCAGCUUAUGUCAUUUCACUUGGCUGUCCUCCGAGGAUAUGAUGUUGACUUUCCCAGAAACUUGGCCAAGUCUGUGACAGUGGAAUAAUUACAGUUCACAAAGCCCUGGAGAGGAGAGACAGCUCUUUAGGAGAUUAACAGUGCAAUAGUGCAAUCAAACAUUAAGUGUGUGUGUGUGUGUGUGUGUGUGUGUGUGUGUGUGUGUGUGUGUGUGUGUGUGUGUGUGUGUGUGUGUGUGUGUGUGUGUUGAAUUGGGGGGAGGAGAGAGGGGUAUUGUCUAUUGUACAAUGAACUUGUAAAAGAAAAAAAAGCCAAAUGUGAAAUCAGACCAAUACACUGCUGAAGAAUGGCCGUGGUAUCACUUGAUGAGGCCUUGCAGAACAAUCUAUGAAAACGACAUUCACACAGCUGCUGUGCCUUUUUCUAGUCACGAGAUGAGCCAAAACCGUGUAAGAAGUUUAGCAUUGAAAUGGUAUACUGAAGUGUUUACAGUUGUGCAAUACGGGGACCAAAUGUGCAUUAUGAAUGUACACAAUCAUGAGGUGAUUGAUUCAGAACUUCUAUUUUAUGAGUUUCGUAUGUCCACCGGGGGCUGCAUACCUCUAGGCUGCAAUAUCAUGAAAAGUCAUAAAAUCACUGUGCCUGGUGGGCCAGUAACCCAUAACUUUGUUUUUUGUUUUUUUUUGUUUUUUGUUUUUUAAUUUCAUCUUAAUAUAAAAUAUGUCAUCUUUCUGUUCUGUUUCACAGAAUUCCAAUUUCCCCCGCCCCCCUCCCUCCAAAAAACCCCCUUCCUUACUUAUAGGGUUGAGCAUUUCGAUAAAUUAAAAAGCACUUAUGCAGCAAAAACAAAUAAUAUAUCAUAACUUUUAAUAAUAAUUGUUUUCUUUUGCUUUUUUGUUUGUGUGUUGUUUUUUGUUUCAGGCAUUUGAAUGGGUUUAUAAUGAUUCUAAUAAUAAUAUUCUGUAUUUGACUGUUUUUUUUAUUAUUAUUAUUAUGGGGAAGACUGAUAAAAUUGGAGUUGUAUCUUUAACUAUGAUUGUGUUUUAUACUGUAUCUUUAUAGACAAAUGGGAACUGCCAAUCAAUAAAUUGAAAAUUCAUUCUGUU
Messenger RNA from Haplochromis burtoni (Burton's mouthbrooder), 3233 nucleotides. It is a transcript of the gene gfpt2, whose product is annotated as glutamine-fructose-6-phosphate transaminase 2. Gene Ontology annotation, biological process: carbohydrate derivative biosynthetic process; protein N-linked glycosylation; fructose 6-phosphate metabolic process. The coding region runs from base 158 to 2215 and encodes 685 amino acids. Lineage: Eukaryota; Metazoa; Chordata; Actinopteri; Cichliformes; Cichlidae. Gene Ontology annotation, molecular function: carbohydrate derivative binding; L-glutamine:D-fructose-6-phosphate transaminase (isomerizing) activity. The record is from RefSeq and is a predicted model, not a curated record. The transcript has 19 exons.